ACCUGCUGAAUUUCUGAAUGAGGCUGUUUUGGGCCCUUAGCAAGAAGCAGCAGAGAGUUUAGCAGUUUAUUUCCAGCUUGGAGCUCUGCUGCCUGCUGCUGCUCCCAGCCAUGGCAAAGCCCAGCUGCCCCCCCGGGCAUCAUGGGUCAGGCUGUGAUGCAGGACUUUGCCCUGUGCCCAUGUCCUCCCUCCCAAGGAGGGACCCUGCAACGGGAAUUUACUGUGAAUUUGUGUUUUGGCUCUUACCUCUUUGCAGCAGGUCUCAGGGCAGAGCUGUGGUGGUCUUCUAUGCCUCCGGGAACAGCAUUGGGGCAGAGAGGUGAUGGAGAGCGGAAGCCAAGCGGUCCCCGGCCCGGGGGGGAAAGCACUGGCAGAGGCAGCGUGAGCCCUUCUUGCAGGCAGGGGGGAACGAGCCCCUUUCCACUGGCCAUGAAAUCAGUCAUGUCCAGCACCUUUCGGUCCUGCCUUCGUGUCUCCCGUUGGCUCACACCCCGACAGCACCGUCCGCAAGAGGAAACUCCUUCUGAAGGUGGGAUGGAUUACAGAGUCCCUGGCGCCGUUAGCAAUGGUGAAACAGUGCCUGCAUACCCUGGCACGGAAAAGGAGAAAGAGGAGGAGGAUCAGACUCUGGAGCGAGGGCAGUGGAACAACAAGCUGGAGUAUGUCCUGUCUGUUGCUGGGGAGAUCAUUGGCCUGGGAAAUGUCUGGCGCUUCCCCUACCUCUGCUACAAGAAUGGUGGAGGUGCCUUCUUCAUCCCCUACCUCAUCUUCCUUUUCACCUGCGGGAUCCCUGUCUUUUUCCUGGAGACGGCGCUGGGGCAGUACACCAGCCAGGGAGGGGUGACAGCCUGGCGCAGGAUCUGUCCUCUCUUUGAAGGAAUUGGCUACGCCUCACAGGUCAUCGUUGUGCUGCUGAACUUCUACUACAUCAUUGUCCUGGCCUGGGCCUUGUUUUAUCUCUUCAGUUCAUUCACCAUUGACCUCCCGUGGGGAAGCUGUGACCACGAGUGGAACACAGGGAACUGUAUGGAGCUCCAGAAGGCAAAUUCGACACUCAACGUGACCAGCGAAAACGCCACCUCCCCUGUCAUUGAGUUCUGGGAGAGGAGAGUGCUAAAGAUUUCUGAUGGCAUCCAGCACCUGGGCAGCCUGCGCUGGGAGCUGGCUCUGUGUCUCUUGCUGGCGUGGAUCAUCUGUUACUUCUGCAUUUGGAAAGGGGUCAAGUCCACAGGCAAGGUGGUGUAUUUUACAGCCACAUUCCCAUACCUCAUGCUGGUCGUUCUGCUGAUCAGGGGAGUCUCCCUGCCUGGGGCAUCCCAGGGAAUCCUGUUUUACCUUUAUCCAGACCUCAGUCGCCUCAGGGACCCCCAGGUCUGGAUGGACGCAGGCACUCAAAUCUUCUUUUCGUAUGCAAUUUGUCUGGGAUGCCUGACAGCUCUGGGCAGCUAUAACAAAUACCAUAACAACUGCUACAGAGACUGCGUGGCCCUCUGCUUCCUCAACAGUGGCACCAGCUUCGUGGCCGGCUUUGCCAUCUUCUCCAUCCUGGGUUUCAUGGCAGGGGAGCAGGGUGUGCCCAUCGCCGAGGUGGCAGAGUCAGGGCCUGGCCUGGCAUUCAUCGCCUACCCUCGGGCUGUGGUCAUGCUGCCCUUCUCUCCGCUCUGGGCAUGCUUCUUCUUCUUGAUGGUUGUUUUGCUGGGACUGGACAGCCAGUUUGUCUGUGUGGAAAGCCUCGUCACAGCUCUUGUGGACAUGUACCCCACCAUCUUCCGCAAGAAGAACCGCCGGGAGACCCUCAUCCUGCUGGUCUCUGUCCUCUCCUAUCUGGUCGGGUUGGUGAUGCUCACAGAGGGUGGGAUGUAUGUCUUCCAGCUCUUUGAUUACUAUGCUGCCAGUGGCAUGUGCCUGCUCUUUGUGGCCAUCUUCGAGACUCUCUGCAUCGCCUGGGUCUAUGGUGCUGAGCGUUUCUACGAUAACAUUGAAGAUAUGAUCGGCUAUCGGCCAUGGUCCAUCAUCAAAUACUGCUGGCUUUUCAUCACCCCAGCGGUUUGCAUGGCAACCUUCCUGUUUUCUUUGAUCAAAUACACCCCGCUGACCUACAACAAGAAGUAUGUGUACCCGUGGUGGGGAGACACCCUGGGCUGGCUGUUGGCCCUCUCCUCCAUGGUGUGCAUCCCGCUCUGGAUCAUCUACAAACUCUCCACCAUGAAAGGCUCCCUCAGAGAGGUGAGGCUGGUGCUCUGGGAUCAGGGCAUGGGCUGUGCUUCUGCAUUGAAGUCCAGCCUUGCAGGGGGAUCAUUUGUGUGUUGCAGGUUAAUUAGCAGGGAGCCUAGAAUAAAUUGAAUGAGUCCAUUGCUAUAACUGAGUGUUGGUUUUAUUAAGUUCUGCCUGGCUGGAGGGCUGCU
This is a messenger RNA of Phalacrocorax carbo (great cormorant), 2405 nucleotides long. Lineage: Eukaryota; Metazoa; Chordata; Aves; Suliformes; Phalacrocoracidae. The record is from RefSeq and is a predicted model, not a curated record.